AUGUGCCGAAAGCUUCAGCGGACCGAUCCAAAACUCAUUCAUGAGAAGGUAAGCCCUUCAGAGACUGUGCUGGAGGGCAGGGUCCAAGUACAACCUCUCACUUACAUUUUAAAGCCCUUCACUUUGCCCGACGAGGCGCCCACCGGAGCCUUGAUUUGCGAAAGCGCAGCUGCCGUGGCUGUUGGAGAUUUGGCCGCCAACACAACCUUUGAGGUCGAGGUCGGCGGCAAGGUGACGAUGUCACGGCCAGAGCCGGAGCUGGACGAGCGGUUCGAGUCCAAGAGCGACCAGGUGGAGUUGGAUCGAGGUUUCGACCUGGAGAAAUCCUACACUUUCAAGAUGCCCAUCAAGAGCCUCUAA
Molecule: messenger RNA, 360 nt
Organism: Symbiodinium natans
Lineage: Eukaryota; Dinophyceae; Suessiales; Symbiodiniaceae
Source: the annotation of a GenBank genome assembly